UAGCUAGAACAAUGCGUCUGCUGCUUCUGGUCGUAGCGCUGCUAGGCGUCACCGCCGUCUUCGCUGCAGACCUCAAGCUGCAGCUGGAUGCGGACCAGCCUGUCGCCGUGACACUCGCAGAUGGCACUACACGUGAACUGACUGCUGCUGAGUUCGAGACGUUGGCCACGGAGCGCGCGAAGGAACAAGCCACUAUACAGACCAAGGACGACGACGAGACUGUUGAGUGGAAGCACCAGGAGCUGAACGAGAUCCAAGCGAAGGACCCGCAGUUCGCGCUUCUCAUUGACCUGGCCAAACGCGCCUUCCAGGAGAUACAGCGUCACGGAUACGCGCAGGGUUACGCGCUAGCGGGGUUUAGCGAGCAGGAGGCGAAGCAGACUUCAGCCGACUACUACGCGGAGCUGGUGCUGCGUGCCAAGAAGGAACCAAGUAGUGGCGUAGCAGCCAAGACGGGCACAGGUAGCAGAAAAGUUGAGAAGGAGGGAGAGGAGACGCCGCUGAGUUACGAGGUGCAGCUUCUAUUGGAUGCCAAGAAACGCUUCUCGGUGGUUGCAGCUUGGGAGUUGAGCGAGAAGGAGCCACCGCGAGGGCAAAAAAAGAAGCGAAUGAUGCGGCUGUCCAUCCAGCCGACUGCGGCGUUGAUGGAACGCGAGGCCAAGCGAGAUCAGGGCAAGCCAGCGGUGGCGAUGUGGCUAUUGGCCGGCGGCAUGGCAAUGGUUGCAGCGGGUGUGCUCGUCAUGUACAACACGCGUAAUCCAUCCCCAACGCCGAAGCCGCGACGCCGCUCCAGCGACGUCUGGGAGCUCAAGAACGACUAG
Phytophthora infestans T30-4 is the source of this 821-nucleotide messenger RNA. RefSeq lists its product as uncharacterized. Lineage: Eukaryota; Oomycota; Peronosporomycetes; Peronosporales; Peronosporaceae. The record is from RefSeq and is a predicted model, not a curated record. The transcript is spliced from 3 exons. The coding region runs from base 12 to 821 and encodes 269 amino acids.